CAGAUUUUUCGUUACGACGCUGUUGAUCAUGCGGUACAGUUACCAAGCAAGUGGAUACCACGUAUAGAUAUACAUGUGUAUCGAAAUGAUCAAAAACUGGUUAGAAGCGAAACUGAUCUUCAAAUUCAGUUGUGCGUUCAAAGUGUAAGGUGAUUAUUUCUAGUUGUUCAUUUAGACGGUACCGUGAACAAAGCACACACAAAGGUGUUACUUGCUGUGGAAAAGCAAUGGGUCUCAUAACUCUGCACUGGUUCCUCGAUGUCAUCGUCGUAUUUCUUUCGAUGGUCGUGCUGGCCUACUUCUAUAUGACACGAAAUUUCAAUUACUGGCCGAAGAGAAAUGUAACAGAGGUUCCGCCAAAACCAUUUUUUGGAAAUUUCCUCGACUGCUGUCUCUUCCGACAAUCAGCUUCCGGAUGCCUCAACGCAGUUUACCAACAGGCGAAAGGUCUUUCGUACAUAGGAUUUUACAUCUUCGAUAAGCCGGCUUUGAUGUUGCGAGACCCUGAAAUCAAUAGACGGAUUUUGAUCAAGGAUUUCAGUUACUUUGUCGACAGAUAUGCAAAAUCAGCGGAAUCCGAUCCUAUAGGAUCCGCAAAUCUAUUCCUCUUGAAAAAUCCAGCAUGGAAGAGUCUGCGCCAUAAAAUUACGCCUAUCUUUACGUCUGGAAAAAUAAAGCGGAUGUUCCACCUGAUGUUGGUAGUUGGCGAAGAUCUCGACACUCAUUUAAGUACUCUUCAAUUGGAAGGGAAUGGAAACAUCGUCGAAGCGAAAGAGAUUGCCGCCCGGUUCACGACGGACGUUAUCGCAUCCUGCGCCUUUGGCUUGCGAGCUAAUUGCUUGAACCAUCCAAAAGCAGAGUUCAGACAAUGCGGAAGAAGCAUGUUUGAGUUCACUUACAAACGCGGUGCUGAGUUUGCCGCCUUCUUUUUUAUUCCAAGGCUAGUCACUCCGCUGAAUUUGAAGUUCUUCUCAACGGACUCCUCCGAUUUCAUAAGAAAGGUUUUCACGGAAACCUUCAAUACGCGAAUGAACAGCGAUGUUUGUAGAGAAGAUCUUAUCGACCUGCUCAUUCAGCUGAAACAGUCCGAUUCUGAAGAUUCCCAAGGUUUCAAACUCGAAGGAGACACGUUGGUUGGACAAGCGGCUACCUUUUUUGCCGCGGGAUUUGAAACCUCAUCAAGCACCCUGUCUUUUGCCCUUUACGAGCUGGCUCUACACCCAGAUAUCCAAUCAAAACUUCGAGAAGAGAUAACAUCAGCUUUAGCGAAUAAUGGAGGGAAAAUAACCUACGAAAUGGUGCUGAGUCUUGAAUACCUUGACCAGGUCGUCUCUGAAACUCUGCGAAAAUAUCCAUCCGUCCCUUUUUUGGACAGAGUUGCAAACACGGACUACAAACUGCCAGAAUCCGGCCUGGUCAUUGAGCGGGGAACUCCGGUGUAUAUUUCUCUCCUUGGGCUUCACUACGACCCAGAAUAUUACCCCGAGCCUGAUAAGUUUGACCCAGAGCGAUUCACCGAAGUGAAUAAAGCGAAGCGUCCUGCCUUCACUUAUUUGCCCUUCGGCGACGGUCCCCGUAACUGCAUUGGUCUUCGGUUUGGGCAGCUCCAAGUGAAACUGGGAAUUCUCAAAUUUGUAUCGAACUAUGAGCUCUCUGCAUGCGAUGAAACGAUGAUCCCUCUACGCUUCAACCCAAAAUCUCUCCUCGCGGGACCGGACGGUGGUCUGUUUCUUCGUGCCCGUAAAAUUUCUCAAACACCCAUGAUUUGCGAUAAAUUGAUACAGCUGAUAUCUAAUCUGAUGGGAUUCGGUAAUUAUCCCAAGUAUAUUUCCGCGCGAAAUCACAAAAUGGUUUUCUUGACGCCAUCUUGGAUCUUGAGUGCCGCGAUUCUCUUCUUCACCGCCCUCGUGUUGGCUUACUUUUACAUGACACGGAACUUCAACCACUGGAAAAAUAAAGGUGUGACGGAAGUAACGCCGAUCCCAUUUGUUGGAAAUUUUGGUCAAUGCCUUCUCUUCCGGCUAUCGGUAUUCGAGUACCUUGCGGAAAUCUACAAAUGGGGCCAGGGCCUGCCCUACGUGGGGUUCUACAUAUUCGACAAGCCAGCUUUGGUGCUCCGUGAUCCGGAGGUCAUCAAGAGCGUCUUACUCAAGGAUUUUCAGAACCUCCCGAACAGAUAUGGGACUGCAUCCAGCAAAGACUUCGUCGGAAAUAACAACUUGUUUCUCAUCAAGAAUCCUGACUGGAAGAACCUGCGCUACAAAUUGACAUCCGUGUUUUCUUCGGGAAAGAUGAAGGCGAUGUUCCCAUUGGUCAACGCUGUCGGGGACGAUUUGGCUACCUACUUCGAGCACCUCAAUCUGGAAGGUGAGGGUCAAGUGCUCGAGUUGAAGGAAAUCUGCGCCAAGUACACGACCGACGUUAUAGGCACCUGUGUUUACGGCUUGCAGGUCAACUCGUUGGCAAACCCGAAUGCUGAGUUUAGAAAAUACGGGAGAAGGAUGUUUGAUUUCACCUGGAAACGCGGCGCCGAAAUGAUGGCCAUAUUCUUUAUUCCCGGGAUCACAAAUUUCUUCGGAUCCACGCUCUUCGAGGGUGAGAGCUCGAAUUUCAUGAAGAAAGCCUUCUGGGAAACUUUGACGACCCGCAUGCAGACUGGCUUGAAGCGCAACGAUCUCAUAGACCUUCUCAUAGAGCUGAGGAAUAACCAAACGGACGACGACUUGUUCCAAUUUACUGACGAAAACAUGGUCGCCCAGGCUGCAAUCUUUUUCGCAGCAGGAUUCGAAACCUCGUCGACACUGGUGUCUUUCACGCUGCACGAAUUGUCCCUGCAACCUGAGCUGCAAACCAAACUCCGUGAAGAAAUCCUGACAGCUCUGGAAGAAAGCGACGGAAAGCUGUCCUAUGACCUGGUGCAGAACCUUCCAUACCUGGCCAAGGUCGCCUGGGAAACUCUUCGAAAAUAUCCCUCGGUGCCGUUUUUGGACAGAGAGGCUAUUUGCGAUUACACAAUUCCAAAAACUGGCCUCUUAAUCAAGAAAGGAACUCCCGUCUACACUCCAUUACUAGGGCUUCACUAUGAUCCGGAAUAUUACCCUGAUCCCGUCAAAUACGAUCCGGAGAGAUUCAGUGAAGAAAACAAGAAAAAGCGACCUGCCUUUACGUAUUUGCCGUUCGGCGAAGGUCCUCGUAACUGCAUUGGUCUUAGAUUCGGACUAAUGCAAGCAAAGAUUGGUCUCAUCAAAAUCCUCUCAAAGUUCGAAGUCUCUCCGUGUAACAAGACCCUCAACCCCAUGCGCGUAGAUCCAAAAGCACUCACUUACUCGUCGGAUGGUGGCUUGUUCCAUCGAGUACGAAGAAUCACGACGACAGCCGGGUAAAAGAUAACUGCGAAUCCUAUUCGUUGCUCGUAUAAGCCUAGUAAACUGCACGGUGCUUACGCCACGAAGUAGAAAGUCAAAUUCAAGAAUUAACCCACCUUAAGUAAAUGGUAGACAGCGUCUCGAAUACGUUUGAUCACACAUGCGUAAAACAGUAAAGUACUUUUUAUAUUCAACGUUUAUACAAAGAA
Neodiprion virginianus is the source of this 3574-nucleotide messenger RNA. RefSeq lists its product as uncharacterized. Gene Ontology annotation, molecular function: oxidoreductase activity, acting on paired donors, with incorporation or reduction of molecular oxygen; monooxygenase activity; iron ion binding. The record is from RefSeq and is a predicted model, not a curated record. The coding region runs from base 228 to 3383 and encodes 1051 amino acids. NCBI's taxonomy places the organism in Eukaryota, Metazoa, Arthropoda, Insecta, Hymenoptera, Diprionidae. The transcript has 12 exons.